AUGCCCAAGCUCAAAAAUGUACUUCCAAACACAUACGUGCCGGUUCUUUCGAAAAAAAUACUUGCAUCCGUGAUUUCUCGGCUCCCUAAAUCCAGCAUUGUGGCACUUUUACUGCUAUGGCCUCAACUUAAGAACACACAACCUCAACUACCCAAAGACGCCAGUGUAUCCCAGAAGGAAUACAGUCGUCAGAUUCGACAACAGGCCAAAAAUAUGAAACAGCAAAAGAUCAAAAAAGCUCAGGUCAUCGACAAGAUCUUGUAUGAAUUCUGGGCAGAAGGCUUGAAUCUUCUCCAAUUGGCUCAGAUCGACUGUCAGCUUAUAGUAGACAACCCAAAUGCCUAUUUCUGGGUACUGUCUACUGUCAAAGAUGCAUGGGAUAAGGAUGUUCCCAUCUCAUUGGAUCCUUCAUUGUUUUUGAACCUGAUGGCCCAGCAGCUCAGUGACAUAUUUAUGUGCUACAUUUAUGUGUGUACGCAUCCAGAAAUGCCACUAGUGAUUAUACGCAUCCAGGUUUUUGACCUUCUUCCUGCCCAUCUGGCUGGCAGAAGUCGGUCCAAGGCCGACAGGCCUCACAUAACUUCGCAUAAGCCGUACUUUUUGGCCAUCCCCAUGAAUUCUCCACAUGUCAUUCAUUCGCCUGGCAACGAUGUGGUUUCUGAAGUUGUUUUGCAAGUAGUGGAAUCAAGUCUCCCGCGUGAUUCCCGCAAUUUUCUUCGGCUUGAACGCUCCAAAUCCCAGAAGGCUGUACGCUCGUUGGAGUCGAUGCAUAUUCUUAAAGGAUGCUCAAGAUUUGCCAAUUGUAUGGGUGCUUGGACUCCUUACGCGGAUGGAGUGGCCGAUAUAUCACCAUUGGCAAGACUAGAAGAGCAUUCCACUGUUAAGAGUUCUCUGGGACUUGACAUAGACGAUUCUUCUGAGCAGAGAAGAGAAAAGUUGGCCAACAUCAGAUUCAAGGGAACCGGCUCCGGAGAAGUUGUAUCUGACCGACUCUAUGAUCAUUCGAAGCCAGUAAAACAGAAGAAGAGAGCAAAUGAAGAUUUAGAAGACGAUCGAAGGUCAAGAAUAAGGACGGAUAACAAGUACCGUUCUAUUGCACCAAUUCGCUAUGCGGAGUUCGAGAUUCAGGAACCUUUAGCUAGUGGAGACGAGGAACCGUCACAUGUAGUUGUGAAAUUAGUCGGAAAUGACGUAUUUGCUGGACUUCACGAACUUGCUGUCGAAGAGAAAGCGAAUGUGGUGGAUCCAGAAACUUUGCCUGGCUGGCUUACAGGUGAAGAGGGACUUAGUUGUGGAGUGGUGAAGAACGGGAAGUUCUCCCCAAUAUAA
Messenger RNA from Sungouiella intermedia, 1329 nucleotides. NCBI's taxonomy places the organism in Eukaryota, Fungi, Ascomycota, Pichiomycetes, Serinales, Metschnikowiaceae. The record is from the annotation of a GenBank genome assembly.